CUGCUCUGGAGUUCUUGACCCUGACUAGGGUGGAGUAUGGUGUGGGGAGGUGAGAAAGACAAGGCCUCUGCCUCUGAGAUAUCCAGGGCCCAAUUUGACAGUUGCCUGGAACUUUUGGGGGUCCUGAUGGAUUCGAACCUGUUUCACAGCAGUGGUGAGCAACUCAGGGCUCACUUAACCAGAGGACUCCCCUCAUCAGAGUUGGUGUGAUUCCUCAACUUUCAGCUUUCCAGGGGAACUGCAGUAGGUCUUUGAACCCCACUCCCUCUUUGCUGAACUUUUUCACCUCCUUUUUCCACCAUCUGAGCUGUGGGAAAAAAGAAGUGCUCUUGUCCUCCUUUCCCAUGGACUCUGGAGUGGAAGGAAAGCUUUUCUUUAAUCAGAAAGCCUUCAAAUCCCUACUCAACACAGAUCCCCAGCUUGGCAUUUUCUUCCUUUCUCCCAGAUCUUUCCUCUCUAUGUAUUUGCUCACCUGGACACUCCCAAAGCAGAACCUGUGCCCGGCUCUUGGAGCUCCAGUUGUCGCUUCCCUGUAGUCAUGGCGACGUCAGCCACUAGUCCCAGUUCGCCUCUGCGGGCAGAGGAUCUAAUGAGCGAGUCCUCAGACAUCGCUGGGCUGAACCAAGUGUCUUCUGAGGUGACCUCCCAACUCUAUGCUUCUUUACACCUCAAUCGCCAGGCCGAAGCCACAGCUCGAGCCCAGCUGUAUAGAUCCAAUACCUCCCCACCUCCUCAUGAGGUCUUAGAUGGCUUGGCCCAAGAGCUCAGCCAUAGCUUGUCAGUUGGAUUGGAAAACAACUUGAAGAAGAAGGCGAGGGAGGAUGGUUCCAAACAUAUCUUUGAGAUGGAAAGUGUUCGGGGUCAACUCCAGAGCAUGCUCCAAACCUCGCGCGAUCCAGUCUAUCGGAUCCCCCUUACCACAGGUGCAGUUACAGAAAGACGGGAAGAGGACUCUUUUGAGAGUGACAGCACAGCCACCUUACUCAACAUCCGGCCUCUGCAAGAAUUAUCUCCAUCCAGCUCAGCCCAAGCCUUGGAGGAGCUGUUUCCCCGCUACACCAGCCUUCGAUCAGGGCCCCCACUCAAUCCUCCAGAUUUUCAGGGCCUGAGAGAUGCACUCGACUCAGAGCAUACUCGUCGCAAGCAUUGUGAACGCCAUAUCCAGAGUCUACAGACCCGAGUGCUCGAGCUCCAGCAACAGUUAGCUGUGGCUGUGACUGCUGACCGCAAGAAAGAUAUUAUGAUUGAACAACUGGACAAGACUUUGGCCCGAGUAGUGGAAGGCUGGAACAGACAUGAAGCUGAGCGGACCGAGGUGCUUCGGGGACUCCAGGAGGAACGCCAGUCCGCUGAACUCAUGAGAAGCAAGCAGCAGGAGACAGUAACCAGCUUAGAACAAAGUCUUUCUGAGGCCCUGGAGUCCCUGAGUCGUGAGCAGGAAGGUGCAAGACUACAGCGAAGGGAGAAAGAGACACUGGAAGAAGAAAGGCAAGCGCUAACUCUGAGCUUGGAACUAGAGCAACAGCGAUCCCAGGCCUUGCAGGAAGAACGAGAUGAGGCUCGGGCAGGACAAGUCAGUGAGCAUCGGCAGUUAGAGACACUUCAGGUUACUCUAGAACAAGAACGGCAGACUUGGGCCCAGCAAGAACAACAGCUUAAGGAACGCUACCAGACACUGCAAGAGGAAUACCAAGCUCAGUUGGAGAGGGAAAAGGACACCAUCCAACGGGAGACCCAGACAACCCGAGAGGCACAGCAACAAUUGGUGUUGGCUCAGUCUGAGGUGCGGCGAUUGGAAGGGGAGCUGGACACAGCCCGUCGAGAGAGGGAUUCCCUGCAGCUGGAAAUGAGUUUGGUGCAGGCCCGGUAUGAAAGCCAGAGAAUCCAAAUGGAGUCAGAGCUGGCUGUGCAGCUGGAACAGCAGGUGACAGAGCGGUUGGCACAGGCCCAGGAGAGUAGCGUGCGUCAGGCAGCUUCCCUCAGGGAGCAUCACAGGAAGCAGCUGCAGGACCUAAGUGGACAGCACCAGCAGGAACUAGCGACACAGCUGGCUCAGUUCAAGAUGGAGAUGGCAGAACGAGAAGAGCGCCAGCAGCAGGUGCUACAGGACUAUGAGCUCAGACUGGCCCGGGAGCAGGCAAGAGUCCGGGAGCUUCAGAGUGGGCACCAGCAACUGGAGGAGCAGCGGGUGGACCUGGUGGAGCGACUCCAAACCAUGCUGCAGACCCACUGGGAGGAAGCAAACCAGCUGCUGAGCUCGGCUGUUCUACCUCCCAACCCCCCGGUUUCUGUUGCCAACCCUUCCAGCCCUGGACCUCAGGAACCAGAAAUGGGGGAUAAGAGGACCUGGAACAUGCCUCAGGUAGCAGUGGCCCUGAAGCCUGCAAUGCAGCAGAGCCGGGAAGCAAGGAUUGAACAGCCUGGAGUGCAGCCCGUCCUCUGUAACUCCUCCUCAGAGCUUAGCCUUCUGCUUGGUCCCUCUUUCCAGAGCCAGAAUUCCUUCCAGCCCCUGGAACCAAAGCCAGAUCUCACUCCAUCCUCAGUUGGGGCCUUCCAUUCUGAUCAUGCAGCAGAACGGCCAUUCCCCGAGGAGGAGCCUAUAUCUGACAGGGAUGGCUUACUAAAGCAAGGGCUGCUCCCUCCUCCGCAACUGGAGGGCCUCAAGAAUUUUUUGCAUCAGCUACUGGAGACAGCACCGCAGAGCAAUGAGACCCCUUCUGUUGACCUGUUGCCCCCCAAACCUGGUCCUCUGACUGUCCCGUCUUGGGAGGAAACCUCUCAAGUACCACGUCUUCCACCUCCCGUUCAUAAAACUAAAGUACCCUUAGCCAUGGCAUCUAGUCUUUUCCGAGUCCAUGAACUUCCCUCAGCCCGUUCACAAGGCAAUGGUCCCAGCGGUGGCUCCCCAGAAAAAGGUGGAGACGAACUCACAGUCCCCAGGCAGCUGAUGGAGGUGUCCCAGCUGUUACGACUGUAUCAGGCUCGGGGCUGGGGAGCGCUGCCCGCUGAGGAUCUGUUGCUUCACCUGAAGAGGCUGGAACACAGCGGGAAUGAGAGUCGUGGCGAAAAUGUCCCCAAAAGGAACGCAGACUCUCGCUUGGGUGAAAUCUCCCGGAAAGAGAUUCCCUCCCAAGUUCUCCCUCGUCGCCUUGCUACUACAGCUUCGAAGAUAGAAAAACCUUCAGCGCGGAAGAAAAGUGCUCAUCCUGCGCCUAGUAGCAUGAGGGGUCGGGGGGGAAUCUGGAGAUAAGCCCAUGACCCUCUCCUCUUCACUUAAUUUUAUUGUUUCUACCACCAUCAU
Messenger RNA from Suncus etruscus (white-toothed pygmy shrew), 3301 nucleotides. RefSeq names its product centrobin, centriole duplication and spindle assembly protein (gene CNTROB). Lineage: Eukaryota; Metazoa; Chordata; Mammalia; Eulipotyphla; Soricidae. Gene Ontology annotation, biological process: mitotic cytokinetic process; regulation of cilium assembly; centrosome separation. The record is from RefSeq and is a predicted model, not a curated record. The transcript has 19 exons. Gene Ontology annotation, cellular component: centrosome; centriole. Bases 539 to 3250 code for a protein of 903 amino acids.